Molecule: messenger RNA, 2724 nt
Organism: Rhododendron vialii
Lineage: Eukaryota; Viridiplantae; Streptophyta; Magnoliopsida; Ericales; Ericaceae
Exons: 4
Coding region: 503-2320 (605 amino acids)
Source: RefSeq, a predicted model, not a curated record
AUUACUGGCCGGCCCUGUUUUUUAGUUGGGGCUCCUUCCGAACCCCCUUUUGUAAUUUGUAUUCCGUGCAGCCCCUUUCUAGGGGUUGUUUUACAAUUUUACCCCUUUUCCUAUCGUUUUAAUUGUUUUGGUCUUUUCCUUCGUUUAUAACUCGAUCGGCGCAUGAGUUGAUCACUUACGAGGAUGCCUGGCAAUGAGGAGAGAGGAUUGCAGGAUUGCAGCGAGAGGAGUAGAUCGAAGGUGAUUGUAACGGUGAUCGAAUAGAAUAUUUUACAGUCGUAAGCAAUGGGGGUGAUUUCCGAGAAUUCAGUCAUCUUGAUGUGUAAAUGCGGUUUGCGUACUAUUCCAUUAAAGUGUUGCUGGUCUUUCACGUCGUACAUGGAUUUGGUCGACAAUUUGUGCUUCAAGUUCAGUGGGUUGAGAUUCGAUUCAGUGAGGCUUUUUUUAUAAUCUACGGGAUUAUGAUGGCUGUGUUUUGGAGAAUGAUGAUGAUUUGGAGGUAAUGUUUUCUUUAGUUGGUUGUUAUGGUGUUGAAGUAAUUGACGUUAUAGUUGUAAAUUCUGGUGGCAGUAAUGGUUGUUUUGGGAGUGAUGUUAUGGCUAUUGGAGUUGAUCGUUGUGAGAGUAGUUGUUUGACUACUGAUGUUGGGUCUGUUGGACUUUGUGGUGGUAGUAGUGGCAGUUAUGGUAGUAAUUUUACUAGUUCAAAAGGGAAAGGGUCAGCUGUUAGUUGUUUGACUACUGAUGUUGGUAGUGGAAGCAGUGAUGGUUUGUGUACUGAUGUUGGAAGUUGCAGCAGUUCGAAAGGGAAAGGUUUAGGUGUUAUUCGUUCGGAAUGGAGGUUGGAUGUUGAGAAAGAAAGAGACUUACUACCCACAUUUUGUCAGCAUCAGGAUCGUGCAUUACUGUCUGACAGUUGGCGUCAUUAUAUCAAAGAAGUUAACCAGAAGUUUAAGGGCGGUGCAGUUGAGUUUUGUGAUAAAUUGGCAAAGUUUGCAAUAUUUUAUGGUUUUGAGUAUAGUUUUGCAAAGAAUGAAAAGGAUAGGGUGACUGCAUUUUGUAAGGAUGCAGAUUGUAAGUGGAGAGUGCAUGCGAGGUUGGACAAGGUCAGCAGUUAUUUUUAUAUACGUAGUUUUGAUGAUAUCCACUCGUGUGGUGCUUCUGUCCUUAUCACAAAGCAUUCACGGGCUUCGUCCAGUAUGAUUGGAAGAUUAAUGAGUGCUGAUAUUCGAACCACACCGCAGAAACGUCCGGUCGAUGUAGUUAGUUCACUGAAGGGUUUGUAUGGGGUGGAUGUUCCAUAUAAACGAGCUUGGAAGGGUGUUGAGAAGGGGAGGUCUGAAGCCUUUGGGGAUUAUGAUGCAUCCUUUGAUGAAUUACGGUGGUAUCGUGAGGCUGUUAGGAAUUCUGAUCCUGAAAGCGUGUUUGAAAUAGAGGUAGACACUGAGACAAAUCGAUUUCAAAGGUUGUUUGUUGCGUUCAGUGCAUGUAUUUCUGGUUUUAAACAUUUGAGGCCCCUUUUGUUUGUCGACGGUACAUUUUUGAAGGGAAACUUCAAGGGAUCAUUGCUUUCUGCGAGUGCGAAGGAUGGUGAUAAAGGACUGUUUCCAUUGUGUAUUGGUGUGGCUGAUUCGGAGAGCAAUGAGAAUUGGUUGUGGUUUAUGAAGAAGUUGCGUGGUAUUUUGGAUGGAGAUACGAGAAGCAUUGUCUUUGUUUCUGACAGGAAUGCUGGAAUAAAAGCUGCAGUUCCCAGGGUUUUCCCUUCAGGAUUUCAUGGGUAUUGUCUGUACCAUUUGAAGAACAACCUUCGUGGUCGAUUGACAGGUGGAAGGAACAAGUAUAAAGAGCGCGUGAUUGGUCUGUUCAGUUUAUGUGCUUAUGCACCAAAUGAGAUGAAGUUUAAUGAAGAAAUGGCUAGGUUAAAGAAAGCAGGUGGGGAAGCAAGGAUUACGAAUUUCCUAGCUGAUUUGCCUUACGAACAUUGGGCUAAUGCUUUUUUCCCGGGACAGCACUAUGGAGAGAUGUGGUCUAAUUUGGCUGAGUGCUUCAAUUCUAGGAUAGAGAAGGAGAGGCACUUACCGAUCACACAACUGGUUGAUCAAGUACGGAUCAAGCUUAUGGAACAGAUGUGUUGUAGGAAACAAACUGCAGCGAAGUGGCGUCAGGUUCUUUGUCCCACAAUGGAUGAAGCUUUGGCAAUUGCUUUUCAGGAGUCCAAGGCCUGGGAAGUAAAAUUUUCUUCACCAGAUGUGCUUGAAGUUUUAUGCAAUCCAUCUGUCAAGGUGGAUAUAGGGAGGCAUAGUUGCACUUGUACGCAAUGACAAUUGAAUGGUGUACCUUGUGUGCAUGCAAUUUGUGCAAUUAAAAAGAGCGGGAAGUCACUGAACGCAUGUGUUGAACGUUACUUCCACGUGGAAUGUUAUCGGGAGGCAUAUUCUAGACCUAUUAUGCCUGUUCCUACGUUGUGGAAACCUGAAGUUGCCGGUGAUGCUGUGAUAUUACCUCCUAUUUCUAGAAAGCCACCAGGGAGAAAUAAGAAGAAGAGGAUACGAUCUUUUGGGGAGAAGGUCAGACCCAUUAAAUGUGCUAGGUGUGGAAAGAGAGGAUCUCAUAACAGGAGGAGUUGUAAGGAGGCUAUCAAUUAAAUACUGCCUGGAUUUCAUAACAGGCUUUGAUUUGAGUGGAUAUUGAGAAAUAAGUUUUCAUUUGGAUUUAGUUGAAUUGU